Molecule: messenger RNA, 3109 nt
Organism: Eruca vesicaria subsp. sativa (arugula)
Lineage: Eukaryota; Viridiplantae; Streptophyta; Magnoliopsida; Brassicales; Brassicaceae
Source: the annotation of a GenBank genome assembly
CUCGAACCAAACGUGAAUACUUUCCAAAGCUGAGCACAAAACAUGCUUCCACGAUCAUUGGUUGAAUCGUGUUUUCACAUAUCAUGAGAAAAAAAAAAUUAAAAUUAAUUUUUAGUUUGAAAGAAAAAUGAACGUGAGGAGAUGUCUUGCAAAGAGAAACACGUCUUGACACUUUUCCUCCAUAAUACCCGAUUUGCCCAUCCUUCCAUAAUCAUCCAUCUCCGACAAAGCCCAAAUCUUCUGAAACUCUGUUCUGUUUUUUCUUUAAACUCUGUUCUGUUUCACAUGCAAUUUAAAUUAGUUUUCUCGAAAUCACAUACAAGAGAAGAAGAAGAAGAAGAUGGAGAACGGAAUAAACAAAAUGGGUCGAAGAAGAACAAUGACGAUGGACUGGGCAGGAUUAGGAGAUUUCGAAGACGAAGACGACAGAUUCUUCGAAACACACGACCGUCUCUCCUCCGCUCUAACCUUCGACCUAACAAAUUCCUCUUCCGACGAGGAAGAAGAAGAUUUUGACGAGUGUCGUAUGUCCUUCUCCUCCGCCGUCUCCUCCAUGACCUCCGCGUCAAGAAAGUUCCGUACACCGCCCAUGAUGUCUCCUGAUUACGAUAUCUGGAUGACAGCUCCGGGAUCAAUCUCCGAGCGCCGCCGCCGUCUCCUCCACGGGAUGGGUCUCGCCAGCAACAAGGACAUGGUCAACGCUGUUACGAUACGCCGCGUCGUCUCCAACGCAGCAGAGACCAAGAAAAACGGUGAGGUUGAGGGUAAAGAUGAAACAGAGGAUCACGAUCAUGCUCUGUUUGCAAGAUCGAGAUCGGAGUCGGAUAUAGAGAGGUUCUUGGUAGAGAAACGGAGGAAGGAGGAGGUUCUUGGGAAAGUCUCUAAGCAUCGUUUGACGAGAACUUACUCGACGAUGGGAGUUACAAGGACAAGAAUCUGUCAUAGCCACCAAACACCGAUCAGACAAUCCCCUGCUGUUGGUGGAUUGACAUCGGUGAUGUCGUCGAAAGCGGGACUCGGUGCGUUUUUCUUGAUCAAGAAUCUUGAUACGGGUAAAGAGUUUAUAGUGAACGAGUAUGAUGAAGAUGGGAUGUGGAAUAGGCUUAGUGAUUUACAGACAGGGAAGCAGUUAACGUUGGAGGAGUUUGAGAAAUGCGUUGGGUACUCACCUGUUGUUAAAGAGCUUAUGCGUAGAGAGAAUGUGAACAGAAUCAACUACGAGCCCUUUGUUGAUCUACGCAAAUUCAACUCUUAUCUUUCAAAGAGUGUGAGGUUGAGUAAGAGAAGAGGAGCUGCGUUGUUGAAGAACAUAAAAGGAGUAGCUCAUUCAAUGAGUUUAAGAGUUGGAGAUAAAGAUGUAAACGAUGGAAGUAGUACUAGUGAUAGUCCUAGGAAGGUUAAAGAUAAAGAUAAUAAACAUGGUAAAGCUAAUGAGUGGGUGAAAGUUAGACCAACAGGGAAGUCUUACAAGGAGUUAAGCGCGUUGCAUAUGUGUCAAGAGAUUCAAGCUCAUGAAGGUUCGAUUUGGACUAUUAAGUUUAGUCCAGAUGCUCAUUAUCUUGCGAGUGGUGGACAUGAUCAAGUCAUUCAUGUGUGGGAGGUGCAAGAAUGUGAGUUGAUGUCUAUGAAUGAAGGAAGUUUAACACCGAUUCAUCCAUCGCUUUGUGACUCUGCUGGGAAUGAGAUAGGUUCUGUAGAGAAGAAGAAGAAAGGGAAAGGCUCAUCAGGGAGGAAGAAUAGUAAUCAGAUUCCUGAUUAUGUUCAUGUUCCUGAAACGGUCUUUUCGUUUUCUGAGAAGCCUGUUUGCUCUUUGAAAGGUCAUUUAGCUGAUAUUUUGGAUCUGUCUUGGUCUAAAUCUCAGCUUCUUUUGUCCUCUUCUAUGGACAAAACAGUUAGGCUAUGGGAUCUUGAAACCAGGACAUGUCUCAAACUGUUUGCACACAAUGACUAUGUGACAUGCAUUCAGUUUAACCCAGUGGAUGAAAACUAUUUCAUAAGUGGGUCGCUUGAUGCUAAGAUAAGGAUAUGGAGUAUACAGAAUCGGCAGGUUGUUGAUUGGAGUGAUCUUCAUGAAAUGGUCACUGCUGCUUGCUACACUCCAGAUGGUCAGGGUGCAUUCAUUGGGUCAAAUAAAGGAAUCUGCCGUGCUUACGAUACAGAAGACUGUAAGCUGAAUCAAACUAAUCAGAUUGAUCUUCAGGCUCAUAAGAAAAAACAAUCAAAAAAUAAGAUCACCAGUUUUCAGUUUUCUCCGGUGAAUCCAUCAGAAGUUCUUGUAACAUCCGCUGACUCGCGGAUUAGAAUCCUAGACGGUUCCGAAGUUAUACACAAAUUCAAAGGCUUUAGAAACACGAGUAGCCAAAUCUCGGCUUCGUAUAGCCAAAACGGGAAAUACAUAAUCUGUGCGAGUGAAGACUCUCAGGUUUACAUGUGGAAACGAGAUAGUAACCGUUGUUCCGAAACAGGCAGAAGAUCUUCAAACACGACACAAUCACACGAACAUUUCGAAUGCAAAAACGUCUCAGCAGCUGUCCCAUGGCACGGUCACGUUAGAGGCGAGCCACCACCAGUUCAAAUGCACUCCAAACGCCACUCUAAACGCAUAUCCACUUCGAGCCAGCCUUCAUCCGCAGUAAGCUCACCGACAAGAGAAGAAAUCUACGCCACGGCUGUACAAAACAGGAACAAGAAACCGGGAUUACCACCAAUCCCUAAGAGAAUCACUCCGCAGCAACAACCGGAGGAAGAGGUUGGAGGUGAGGUAGGAAUCAGCGAGUCUUUUGGGUCGAGUAUGAAUGGUUCAGAGCAGCAAUCGUCUAGGUUUGGAGAGUCUCCGUCUAUAAACACGUCGUCGAGGUUGUCUUCGUGGUCGUGGUUUGAUAGUGGAGGACACGGUCCACAAACUAUACAGCCGACGGCUUGGGGGAUGGUGAUUGUGACGGCUACAGUUAGUGGUGAAAUCCGAUCUUAUCAAAAUUUUGGGUUGCCGAGAAGAGUGGGUCGUCAAACCACUCUGUUUUGAUGUAAAAGAAACAACUUGUAUUUAUAUUUUUUGUGUAUUUUUUUGUUGUUGUUGCUUGUAGAGUACGUCAGGAAACCUACUUACAGA